Messenger RNA from Cyprinodon variegatus (sheepshead minnow), 618 nucleotides. RefSeq names its product t-SNARE domain-containing protein 1-like (gene tsnare1). The record is from RefSeq and is a predicted model, not a curated record. Lineage: Eukaryota; Metazoa; Chordata; Actinopteri; Cyprinodontiformes; Cyprinodontidae. Gene Ontology annotation, biological process: vesicle-mediated transport. Bases 1 to 618 code for a protein of 205 amino acids. Gene Ontology annotation, cellular component: membrane. The transcript has 7 exons.
AUGUCGCCUAAAAGAACAGGAGGAAACUUCUCCACGCAGGUCAGCCCCUCAGAGCUACAGGACGUGUUUCAGGAAGCCUCCUCCAGUAUCUUCCAGAUCAACACCAACGUGGUUUCCUUGGAGAAAAGUCUUCAGUCGCUGGGUACGUCCAGAGACACAGCAGAGCUGCGGCAGAGCCUACACUCCACUCAGCAGCAAACCAACAAAGUCAUCACCAGCACCAGUCAGCUCAUCAAGCAGCUCUCAGAUAUAAUCAGCGGCUCUUCACGGCAGGAUCGUCUUCGCCUGACCAGACUGAAGACCGAACUCUCCGAUUCUGUGCAGCGCUACGCAGACCUCCAGAAGAAAAUUGCGGAGCGCUCGAGGGCCUUACUCCCCCCCGCACAGAAAGACAAGAAGAAGAGUCCAUCCAGUGAGCAGAACCAGGAGGACCCGCUGCUCCUAAACGUUGCAGGUCCUGAAGAAGGAGCUCAGGCUUUCCUGUCUGAGAUCAGCGAGGAGGAUGUGGAGGUUCUUCAUCAGAGAGAGGAGGCUCUGCUUCAGAUCGAAGUAAGAGAUUCCUACGACACAUCUGAAGCUUUCUGUUCAUGUCUGCCUCUGCGUGCAAUCAUUAGCUAA